Arabis nemorensis is the source of this 2670-nucleotide messenger RNA. Lineage: Eukaryota; Viridiplantae; Streptophyta; Magnoliopsida; Brassicales; Brassicaceae. The record is from the annotation of a GenBank genome assembly.
AUGGCGUCUACGGUGGCUGAACAAGACGAGGGAAAAAUUACAUCGGCAACGUCGCGGAUCAAUAACCAAAACGACGCGGCAACUCCAUCUCCGGCGAUGAACUCUAAGGAUUUCAUCGUCUCCGUCGCUGCUAACAUCGCUUCUCAGCCGUUACAGAACUACGAUUCAAACGUCUGGGGAGUCCUCACCGCGAUUUCAAACAAUGCUCGAAAACGCCGACAGGGGAUAAAUGUACUUUUGACUUCUGAUGAGCAUUGCUUUGGGCGGUCCCCGUGUCACGCCGGUUAUCAGAUCGAUUCGGUUGCAAUAAGUGGGAAUCAUUGUAAGAUAUACCGUAAGCAGCUCACAGGCGGUGAUGUAUCUGUGUUUGUGGAAGACACUAGCACAAAUGGUACGUUUCUCAAUUGGGAGAGGUUGAAAAAGAAGGGACCUGAAGUCAGGGUUCAACAUGGUGACAUCAUAGCUCUUGCUGCUCCUCCAGAACAUGAAAAGUCAUUUGCAUUUGUCUACCGCGAAGUACUUGGAGAUCAUCCUGCCCUUUCUUGCAUGAGCAGAAAAAGAAAAGCAGAGGAUUUAACUUGUGAAAUUAAGAGGCCGAAGGGCAUAGGCAUUGGUGGUCCUGAUGGUCCAAUAUCUUUGGAUGAUUUUAAGAGCCUCCAGCGAUCAAACACGGAACUGAGGAAGCAAUUAGAAGCACAGGUGCUUACUGUUGACACUCUGCGUAAAGAGUCCCGCGCAAUUGUAGAGCACCAUGAAAGUGAAAUAAAACAGAUUAGAGAAUCCAUUACAAAGUCAUUUGAUAAUGAGCUGAUUGAGCUGCGUGAUCUAAUAGAUACUAAGCAGAAGGAACUGGCGCAGGUCAACAGAGUAUCAGCUGAACAGAAGCAUUCCAUAGAUGACCUUGGCGAGAGACUAAGCACUUCUUUGCAAUCUCUUAGUGAAGCAAAUGAAAUAAUUAAAAGUCAAAAGGCAUCGAUUGAUGAACUGAAGACAGGGUUGGAUGAAGAGAGAAAUCAAAGAAGAGAGGAAAGAGAAACUGCUAUUGCUGAACUAAAAGCUGCGGUACAUAGAUGCCAAAUUGAGGCUCAGGAAGAACUUAAAAGAUUUUCUGAUGCUGCUAUGAGACACGAGAGGGAGCAACAAGAAGUAAUCAACAAAAUGAAGGAGUCAGAGAAAGAAAGGUCCAUGCAAGUGGAAACUUUGAUGUCGAAAUUGGAAGAUACGAGGCAAAAGCUGGUCUACUCUGAUAAUAGAAACCGUCAGCUCGAAGCUCAAGUUUCCGAGGAGCAGCUUGCUUCUGCUAAUGCACAAAAAAAAAUAGAAGAACUUGACCUUGAAAUAAAAAGACUGCAAAAGGAUCUGGAGAAUGAAAAGGCAGCCCGAGAAGAGGCAUGGGCGAAAGUGUCUGCUUUAGAACUAGAGAUAAGUGCUGCUGUUCGAGAUCUUGAUGUUGAAAGACAGAGACACCGUGGUGCAAGAGAAAAAAUCAUGCUCCGUGAAACUCAGAUGCGGGCAUUUUAUUCUACGACUGAGGAGAUCUCGGCUCUGUUUGCAAAGCAGCAGGAACAGCUCAAGACGAUGCGGAGAACUCUGGAAGAUGAGGAAAAUUUUGACAAUACUUCGCUAGAUAUUGAUCUGAAUCCGGUAAACAGAAACCCCAACAGAGCUAAUACUCAGGAAGAUGAAAGAGCAACUGGCCAUACGAAUUGUGCUGCCAAGGCAAGCUCGUCCACUUCAGGGCAAAGGUCUAACAGAGAUGAAGUUCUUGAUACGUCCUGUGAAGAUGCGGAUGCUACUCAGAAGCAUGAUUGCGAAAUCAUGAGUCAGGAAGGCCAAAACACCCAAGAGGCAGAAUAUACAAGCUCUGACAAAGUCGGGAAGGGUGGAUUUGGCUCAGAUAUAGAAGGUGUCGGUACAGCACCCAUUUUGGGAACGGACCCUGUAGGAACAGAGCAAGUCAAUGAAACUCAAAGUCCAGGAAAUGAUUAUGAGAGAAACGAUCAUCUGCGGAAAUCAAUAAUUUCAGCGGGUGAUACGAUGCAAAUAGAUUGUGAAACUCAGGUGCAUGAAAGUGUUCAGAAUGAUGAAGCUGCUCUCUUGUUAAGGAACCCCUUGAACGAUGAAAGGGAUACACAAGACACGGAGGGAGUAGGCACUAUCAGAACGUCAGAUCUUCUAGCUUCUGAAGUUGCUGGGAGUUGGGCUUAUAGCACACCUGCGUCUGUACACGGAGAAAACGAAAAUGAAACCGAAAGAGUUAGAGAGGAUGAAGAGAGUCAGACUCAAAGAAUCAAGGAAGUGACCAUAGUACAUGAUUCUGCUACUCAGGUAGACGAAAGUCAAACUAAACCGACAGUCCCCGAGGUCCUGGUCACUAGAAGCGAGGAUGAUGCUGAGCAUGGAGUUGUUAACGAAACAAUGGGGAUCAUUGAUCAGAGAAAGAUAAAACAUGGUACUGGUUCGGACUCUGAGACAGAAAGUUGUUCUGAUACAGAUGAUGACCGUGGGAAGGAAAAACACAGUUCUGUCUCAGACUCAGACACAGAUGGUUCUGAUAUGAAUGAUGACAACAGGCCACACUCUUUGGAUCCCGAUUCAGAAGGAAGCCAUGAAGCUGACGGGGAUCAGAAACAGGAGGACACAAUGGACGAAGAUGAUAAAGCUACUUAG